AAGCGGCUCCCCCGCAGCGGCCGCCAUGGCGCCGGCGUCCCGUUCCCGCAGCCCGCCCGCCGCCAGCCCCGAGCGCCGCGGCCGCAGGUCCCGCUCCCGCGAGCGGAACGGCCUGAAGCGGCCGAGCCACCGGCGGAGCCGUAGCUGGUCCCGGUCCCGCGAGCGCACGCCCGGCGGGCCGCGCUCUGCCGCGCACCACGGGCACCACCACAGCAAGGCCUGGCCCGAGUACUACGAGAAGGAGAAGGAGGAGAUCCUGCGGCAGAGGAGGCUCAAUGAGAGAGAGAGGAUUGGAGAACUGGGAGCACCUGAAGUCUGGGGACUGUCACCAAAGGUUCCUGACCCUGAUUCCGAUGAGCAUACACCGGUAGAAGACGAGGAGGCAAAAUCUCAGAGCAGUUCUUCAGAUUCCAGCUCAGAAGAGGAGAAAAAGAAAAAGAAGAAGAAAAGGAAGAAGAAGAAGCGGAAGGCGUCCAAGAGAAAGCGCAGGAAACACUCUGAGGACAGCGACAGCGAGUCGGAGUCGGAGCAGAACUCCAGUGAUGAAGAUAAAAAGAAAAGCAAGAAGAAGAAAAAGAAGAGCAGAAAGAAGAAGUAUAAGAAAAAGAAAAAUAAGAAGAGCAGGAAGGAAUCCAGUGAUUCAAGUAGUGACGAUUCUGAUGAUGAAACCUUUCAAGGGGAAGAUCUCUGGAUUGAGAGAUCAAAAAAUACAGAAGCUGAUAGCUUGAUUGGCCCAGAAGCUCCCAAAACUCAUGCAUCUCAGGAUGACAGGCCCUUGAACUAUGGACAUGCCCUCUUGCCCGGUGAAGGGGCAGCAAUGGCAGAGUAUGUGAAGGCAGGAAAACGGAUACCCCGGAGAGGUGAGAUCGGCUUGACCAGUGAAGAGAUUGCAUCGUUUGAGAGCUCUGGUUAUGUCAUGAGUGGCAGCAGGCACCGCCGGAUGGAAGCCGUGCGUCUGCGCAAGGAGAACCAGAUCUACAGCGCGGAUGAGAAGAGAGCUCUGGCAUCCUUCAACCAGGAGGAGAGGAGGAAACGAGAGAAUAAGAUCCUUGCGAGCUUCCGAGAGAUGGUCUACAGAAAGACUAAGGGCAAGGAGGAAAAAUAAUUCUUCAUUUGAGCUGUGCACCCUAAAUUCUACCAAGCAGGAGCUAACCUGUUCCAGGCACCGUUCGCUAAAAGCUGCAAGUGCUGCAGUGCCUUU
Molecule: messenger RNA, 1201 nt
Organism: Apus apus (common swift)
Lineage: Eukaryota; Metazoa; Chordata; Aves; Apodiformes; Apodidae
Gene: NKAP
Product: NFKB activating protein
Exons: 9
Coding region: 26-1105 (359 amino acids)
Biological process (GO): regulation of gene expression
Cellular component (GO): nucleus
Molecular function (GO): chromatin binding
Source: RefSeq, a predicted model, not a curated record